Corylus avellana is the source of this 1368-nucleotide messenger RNA. It is a transcript of the gene XTH32, whose product is annotated as xyloglucan endotransglucosylase/hydrolase 32. Gene Ontology annotation, molecular function: xyloglucan:xyloglucosyl transferase activity; hydrolase activity, hydrolyzing O-glycosyl compounds. The record is from RefSeq and is a predicted model, not a curated record. Lineage: Eukaryota; Viridiplantae; Streptophyta; Magnoliopsida; Fagales; Betulaceae. Gene Ontology annotation, biological process: cell wall biogenesis; xyloglucan metabolic process. Gene Ontology annotation, cellular component: apoplast; cell wall.
UUCACUCUAUCACCCUGCAUUUAUGCACACGCAACCACUCUGCUUUCUCAAUAAAACCUCUCUUCACCUUUCUUUUUCUUCUUCUUCCCUCUUCAUGGCUUUCUUUCUUUUCCUUCUUCUGAUUCUCAUGGUCCCUUCAAGCAAUGCUCAGUGGCCUCCUUCGCCUGGAUACUGGCCAAGCUCUAAGUUCACUUCAAUGAGCUUUUACAAAGGGUAUAGAAACCUCUGGGGUCCUUCGCACCAGCGAUUUGACCAAAAUGCAUUAACAAUCUGGCUAGAUCGCACCUCAGGAAGCGGGUUCAAGUCGGUCAGCCCGUUUCGAUCCGGGUAUUUUGGGGCAUCCAUUAAGCUUCAACCUGGUUACACUGCUGGAGUCAUUACAGCUUUCUAUCUCUCGAACAAUGAAGCUCAUCCGGGUUUCCACGAUGAAGUGGACAUUGAGUUCCUGGGGACAACAUUUGGAAAGCCGUACACAUUGCAGACAAAUGUUUACAUCAGAGGGAGUGGUGAUGGGAGGAUUAUAGGCAGAGAGAUGAAGUUUCAUUUAUGGUUUGAUCCAACACAAAAUUUUCAUCACUAUGCUAUUUUGUGGAGUCCUAAAGAGCUCAUAUUCUUUGUAGAUGAUGUGCCCAUAAGGAGGUACCCGAGGAAGAGUGAUGCAACCUUUCCACUAAGGCCAAUGUGGGUAUAUGGCUCCAUAUGGGAUGCCUCAUCAUGGGCCACAGAAGAUGGAAAAUAUAAAGCCGACUAUAGGUACCAGCCAUUUGUGGCAAGGUACACUAAUUUCAAGGCGAGUGGUUGCACUGCCUAUGCGCCCGCUCGGUGCCGCCCGGUCUCUGCCUCUCCGUUCCGGUCCGGGCUGACUGGACAGCAAUAUUGGGCCAUGAGAUGGGUUCAAAGCCACCAUCUUGUGUAUGACUACUGCAGAGACUCCAAGAGGGACCAUUCCCUCACACCAGAGUGCUGGGGUUGAUGUGAAAAUUGAAAUCAGUACCAUUUUUUUACUUUGUAAUUUUUUUGGUGAUUUAGUGAGUGUCUUGAGAUGGGUCCAAGGGUAGACGUCCAAGACUCCAAACAAAACAAAAAAAAUAAUUGAAAAAACUUUUAAUUUUGUGUGCAUUUUGUGUCCAUUUUUGUUACAAUGAUUUUGGCCUACAUAGGUUGUUGGAAAAACACAAGGUAUUAUAAGAUGGAGAGGGACUUGAGGAGAGAAAAGGAGCCAAGGGGAUGGGGUCAUGGGGUUUUAGCCAUUUGGGUGACAUUUUCCACUUUGAAUAAUAAAGCAGAAGCUUUUGUAUUAUGUGUAUGAUAUCAAUGCCAUGGAAGUUUGGGCACUUUAUAUUUGUUCAUGUAUUGAACUUAUUGGAA